This is a messenger RNA of Prinia subflava (tawny-flanked prinia), 973 nucleotides long. It is a transcript of the gene PRR29, whose product is annotated as proline rich 29. Gene Ontology annotation, molecular function: glycine-tRNA ligase activity; ATP binding. Gene Ontology annotation, cellular component: cytoplasm. The transcript is spliced from 6 exons. NCBI's taxonomy places the organism in Eukaryota, Metazoa, Chordata, Aves, Passeriformes, Cisticolidae. The record is from RefSeq and is a predicted model, not a curated record. The coding region runs from base 1 to 648 and encodes 215 amino acids. Gene Ontology annotation, biological process: glycyl-tRNA aminoacylation.
AUGGAGGGGGGAGCGGCCGGGGACCCCCGCGGGCUCCGGGGGCAGCCCCCAGCAGGGACCUUCCUUGUCCCACGCAGGCUCCGCGCCCUGGGAUCGCCGCCCGGAGCCGUUCCCGUGUCGCAGCCGGUGCUGAUCCUGCAGCAGCUCCCCGGGCCCGGGGCCGCCCCCGCGGGACCCCCGCCCGUCCGGGGAGAUUUGAUGGAGUUGAUGCUGAUCCAAAGCUCCCAAAUGCACCAGCUGCUGAUGCACGGCCUGGCUGUGGCAGCUCUGGCUCCCCUCAGUGUGGGGCCAGCCCCAGCCCCUGCCCAGGGGUCAGACAGAUCAGAGCGGCUCCUCACAGGGGUUUUGGUCCCAUCUGCGGCGCUGCCACACAGCAGCGGGAGCAGCCGGCGCCGCUUUGCCUCUGUCCCCCCGCAGGCGCUGACGGGGCCUUUCCAGGGUGAGGAGGAGGAGGAGGCCGUGGUUUUCCACCAUCACUACAUCCCCUGGGCCGCCCCCGGCCCGGGCCCCGUGCGGUUCCUGUGCUCGUCACCUGGGGACAAGGGCAGAGCUCUGCCCCCCCCGCCGCCCCCCAGUGCCACCGGGACAGUGGGGCCCGGCGUGCCCCCUGCAGCGGAGUACUACAGCGCCGAGGAGCGGGGGCUGUGAGCUCUGCCUCCCUCGAUCCCUCGAUCCCAGAUGGAUGCUCCACCGUUCCCAUCAUUUUGGGGUGGUUUCCCCGCUGUGAGCCCCCAGGGCAGGGGUGUCACAGCCCUGUCCCCAGCCCUGGUGUCAUCCCGGUCCCAACUGAGCCACAAGACCGGGCUGCCACAGGCCGUGCUGUGUCCCCGGGGGUGGGCACAGGGGGAUGUCCCCAGCCCAGGUGGUUCCAGCCUUUGUUAGUCCCUCCAGCUUUCAAUGCAGCAUUGCCUGUAAUUAAUUUGCUUUGUUAGGAGAGCGCCCUGCUAUUGCUAAUUAGGCAUCUGUAAUUACA